AGCAUUGCAGGGCCCGAAGUCAGUUUCUGAAAAGUUUGAGAUCCAAGUUGAAGAAGAAGAAGAUGAUGAUGAUGUGGAAGAAGAGGAAAUUGGUGGUCUGAUCAAUUCAGACGGAGAAGAAAUUGGUUGGGAUCGUCAUCGUAUCAGACAGAGCGUCAGCCGUCCUUCUGACAGCGAGGAGAGUCCCUCCGCAUCAGCAGAACCUGAACAACACCAGGAGAAGAAUCACAACAACACCAAGUCUCACCACUGCUUUAGAUGUGGGAAAGACUUUGCCAACAUCUCUAACCUCCGGCGACACCAGAAGAGACACUCAGAAGAGAGUUCCGAACACAGAUCCAACAGCGAAGCCAGGAAGUCCCACUGCUGCCCAGAAUGUGGAAGAGACUGUAAGAAGCUAUCAGCUCUACAGAAACACAUGAAGAUCCACACAGGAGAGAAGCCGUACCCUUGCUCCGUGUGUGGGAAACAGUUCCGUGAAAGAACAGCCCUCCGAGACCACCAGAAAGUGCACACGAGAGAAAAACCUUACCCUUGCCCCGACUGUGGGAAGAGGUUCGCUCACUCAGGAGCUAUGAAGAGACACCUGCUGACACACACCGGAGAAAAACCUUACUCCUGCUCUGUGUGUGGGAGGAGCUACACCCAGAUAGGGCGACUGAGAGAACACGAGCGAACACACAGCGAGGAGAAACACGACUGUUCCAUCUGUUGGAGGAGCUUCUCCAAAGCCACGGCCCUCGUCGCUCACUUCAGGACUCACACUGGAGAGAGACCCUACGGCUGUGAGGAGUGUGGGAAGAGCUACGUACGAACCCAGAACCUCCGAGCCCAUCAGAGGAAAAGUCACAGCAGCUCACUACCAAACCCUGGGACUGGGACAGGGGAAGACCUGGCUGCAAGGGUGAAGAGUGAAGAGGAUUCUGUUAGUAUCAGUGAUGAAGAGGAGAAGGAGUUGAUGCUAGCAGGGUGGAGGAAAACGACGACUAGCCUUACACAUUAGGACAGCUUCCUCUUUGUGCUGACCAUCUCUAGACACCGAAUGAAUACAAUGGACCAAAACAAGGACCAGCCGUCCACAUAGGAUUUGCUGCAUCCAAAAUGGUACUCUAUUCCCUAAAUACCAGGUUCUGGUCAAAACUAGUGCACUACAUAGGGAAUAGGGUGUCAUUUGGGAUGCAGAUAGUCUUUGUGGUGAUGAUCUGUAGACAAAGAACCAAUAGAAUGGACUGUAGUUCUAAAUUCCACCAGAGGAGGGCAGCAAAGUCGGACGYAAAUUAUUAGUGUUGAGAAAUUGAGUUUGAUCUAAAACAUACACUACAUGACUAAAAGUAUGUGGACACCUGCUCAUCUAACAUCUCAUUCCAAAAUCAUUGACAUUAAU
Salvelinus sp. IW2-2015 is the source of this 1384-nucleotide messenger RNA. Its product is annotated as gastrula zinc finger protein XlCGF17.1. Lineage: Eukaryota; Metazoa; Chordata; Actinopteri; Salmoniformes; Salmonidae. The record is from RefSeq and is a predicted model, not a curated record. Gene Ontology annotation, cellular component: PcG protein complex; transcription regulator complex; chromatin. Gene Ontology annotation, biological process: regulation of transcription by RNA polymerase II. Gene Ontology annotation, molecular function: RNA polymerase II cis-regulatory region sequence-specific DNA binding; DNA-binding transcription factor activity, RNA polymerase II-specific.